Porites evermanni is the source of this 1488-nucleotide messenger RNA. NCBI's taxonomy places the organism in Eukaryota, Metazoa, Cnidaria, Anthozoa, Scleractinia, Poritidae. The record is from the annotation of a GenBank genome assembly.
AUGGCAGAGUGUAUGCAAGAAACUGAGAGCAAUGUGGAGGAUAAAAGAGACGACAACUCGACAGAGUUCACACCGAUACCUUCAGAGUCUGAGUUUUCCGCUGUAAUUUUUAACAGUGUUCCGCGGUGCUACCCUCCUGACAGAGAGAUAGAAUGUCGCUACACUAUUAAGAAUUCUGUCAAACCCCACUCUCGGGACUGGAUUGGGCUUUUCAAAGUUGGUUGGCAGUCCUCACGGGAAUAUUACACCUACGAAUGGUCGCCAAUGCUCGAGGUUCAAAAUGGAGAGCAGGGUAAAGCAAUUCGUAAUAGAGUCUUACUCCGUGAAAGGUAUUUGCCUAAGGAAGAUGACGAGUUUUACCAGUUCUGUUAUGUUACUAGUGCUGGUGAUGUGAGAGGAGCUAGCGUUCCUUUCCAGAUUAAAACCAAACCAGUGGAGCAGGAAGAUUUGGAAUGUUGCGAAGUUGAAGAUGACGACGGAUCGUCAAUAAUGCUCGUUAAAAACAAAACAGCGAUGCUUGAAGAAGCACUUGCCCGAGCGCUGGAAGAGAAUGCUGUAUUGAAAGCAUCGAAAGAAACGAUAGAAGUCGAUUUGUCUAAUGCUAAUGAAAAGAUUAUCGGACUCGAGUCUCAAAAGGUUGAAUUAACAACUGCGGUAAAAGUUGGAAAGAAGAGAUUGGCCCAGCUAGAGUCGGUUGUAGCACAGAAAAACCAGUUGUUGGAAGAAGAAAAAAGCAGACGUAAGCAAGUCGAAAAUAGGGCGAAUAAUUUGAUGACUCUGCAAGAAAAUUCAGAUAGGCGCAUUGAGGAACAACUUGAACAGACCUCUGAAGUUGAGAAAAACAAGGAGAAGUUAGUUGUUGAGAGAAAGCAAUAUUUGGACACCAUGACCGCUGAUAGACAGAUGAUUGACAAGCAGCAGAAUGAGAUAAAAGCUAAGGAAGACGAGUUCAACUCGCUGAAAAAUCGAUUUAUAGAGUUCAGAACCAAAGCUAGGGCUGAAUCUGAUGAUUUUGCCGAAAAACUGGAAAAGUUAACUACUGCAAAUGGGAAAUUACAAGAACAGCUUGCUCAAAGCAUAGCAGAAAAUAGCAUUCUCAAAAGAAACUUGGAGGAAGAGUCAGAGCGACUUACUAAGAAGGUCAGAGAAGCUCAUUUGGAGCUCAGGAACAAAGAUCAAGAAGUUCAGAAAUUGCAGCAAGAAAUUUCUAACUACUAUGACUGCAUUGUUACAGACUUGGAGAAUUCCAAAGACAAAAUUUUGAAGGAUGCAUCGCGCGAGGCAGAGUUGUAUGGUAAGAAAAUUGAAAAACUCCCAAAUGAAGGUAAAGAGAAACAAGAGCUGGCAUAUCAGCUAGAGCAGGAACUGGAAAAUGUCAAAAUUCAGCUGAACCAGGAGAGGGGAAGGACAACUGCUCUGGAAGAAGAUUACGAGCCAGUAAUCAGAGCACUGCAGGACCAACUGGAUGCAGCGAAAGCUUUGAACUAA